Molecule: messenger RNA, 1179 nt
Organism: Morchella sextelata
Lineage: Eukaryota; Fungi; Ascomycota; Pezizomycetes; Pezizales; Morchellaceae
Exons: 2
Coding region: 1-1179 (392 amino acids)
Source: RefSeq, a predicted model, not a curated record
AUGUCUGAUUUGGAUUUGAAAGAAAUAAUUCAUCAUUUAAGGGAGGUAACAUUGAAUAAUAAAGACCGAGAUUUGGUUCGCAUAAAGCUAUGGGAUUACCUUAAGUACUUUGCUGAAGGCAAAUCAUACCCAUUUGAGGCGCCCCUUAACGACCAGAACGAGUACAAACCCGAGAUCGAGACCACAGAAAUAGUCUUACACAACGUGGCCCUGGAAAUACAUUCUAGCUGGUGCGCACUAGCGGCAGUGGUCAAUUUUAUGAUUCCACCUUACGACCCCAAAGAAGGAACUAUUGCUGGAUAUGGAUAUUCAGUUGUUAUCUUCCUAGCCAAAUGGGCAGACACCAUUGCGAGGAACUUCAACGAUGUAGAAGUUGGUACAAAUGACCAAGACGGUACUACACGCACGGGAAGAAGACCCGGACGCGUCCAGUUCAGUCCUCCUUUUUUCACCUUCACCUUUGCCAAAAGGAAGAGUCUCAUCGAUUCCAGCAACUGUAACGAUUACAUCACAAUAGUCAGCACUGGUAAAUGCGUCAACCUCCCGCUUGGUCCCCUGACCAGCGCUUUGAGUGAAAAGUUGAUAGCUGCCAGAUGGAACCAAGUGAUUACAAGUUCAAUCUUUUCAGGGAUUUCCACUGAGGAUUGUCCGUUCCCAAGAGACUCUUUUUUUAAGCCACCGCAUGAGUUUAAGAUGAUCGAAAAGGAUAUCGAAAAAGCCCCGGAUGGCUCGGUGAAGAAAAAGACAUUGAAAUUAUUUAAACAGAAAGUUGAAGGUCUUCCAGCAGAUCCACAUUCGAAGGGACCAAGCCAGGUUGUCGCUAAAACAGUCAACUACAUCGGAGGGUGUGCCGAGUUAUGGGGAUUCUUGGUUAUGCAAAACCGCGUUAGACCUGGAGAUCAUUUCGAUUCAAUUACCAUCGAUGCCAAAUGGGCCCAUUGCACCAAGCUUAUUGGGUACAACCAAACAACUGUCAAGUGCGAAAAAUGCCCCGAUGGAUCUGGAAAUUGGAGGUUUAGUAAUAACGGCACGCACUGUAAAAAAGGUCGGAAACAUGAAAUAUUAACACCAAAACCUGGCUGUCUCGGCUGUCUCUUCCUAGCCUCUGCCAUCGAGGCCAAGCAAAACGUUAUUUGGAAACAAGAUAGCGGCAUAACGCUUAGGCCCUACGAAGAAUAG